CGUGCGGCGGCGGUUUGAAUCGCGGCGGGCUGGCGUUCGCUGGCAGCUGGGGGGAUGGCGGUGCUGCGGCCCUUCGACAAGCUCCCGGAGCUGAACACCGCCACCAUCCUGCUGGUGGGUUCGGACGAAAGCCUCCAGGGCAAGCUGGCGGAGGCGAUGCUCCGAGAGAAGAACGACUUCAGGAUCAAUAUUCACCUUGCUGCAUCCCUCCCCUUGCCUUCAGAGAGGGAUCACCUUCGGCCCAGGAUAGAUCUGAUUGUGUUUAUGUUUGACAUCAAGAGCAAAUACAGCUUGAGGAACAUUGAAGCUUCCCUGGCUUAUGUGGAUGCCCGCUUCUUCUUGGGGAAAGUGUGCUUUCUUGUCACUGGGGGUAUGUAUGGCAUCAGCCUUCUUCCUCCUCUCUGAGCAGGACAGCUCACUGUUGCUUCCCUUUAAAAU
Dryobates pubescens (Downy woodpecker) is the source of this 438-nucleotide messenger RNA. It is a transcript of the gene CENPM, whose product is annotated as centromere protein M. Lineage: Eukaryota; Metazoa; Chordata; Aves; Piciformes; Picidae. The transcript has 4 exons. The record is from RefSeq and is a predicted model, not a curated record. Bases 55 to 405 code for a protein of 116 amino acids.